Messenger RNA from Amaranthus tricolor (Joseph's coat), 1462 nucleotides. Its product is annotated as probable aspartic proteinase GIP2. Bases 10 to 1263 code for a protein of 417 amino acids. Lineage: Eukaryota; Viridiplantae; Streptophyta; Magnoliopsida; Caryophyllales; Amaranthaceae. Gene Ontology annotation, biological process: proteolysis. The record is from RefSeq and is a predicted model, not a curated record. The transcript has a single exon. Gene Ontology annotation, molecular function: aspartic-type endopeptidase activity.
ACGAAUCAAAUGGCUUCACUAAUUCCCCUAACCUAUCUUCUAAUCAUCUCUUUUCUUUUCCUUCAUUCCUCCAAUGCAUCAUUUGUCCUUCCAAUUAUAAAAGACAACACUAAAUCCCAAUACUACACCACAUUUCAAGUAGGAACUUCUCCUUCAACUCGUGUCUAUUUAUCGAUCGAUCUUGGUAACAAAUUUUCGUGGUUUGCUUGCAAUCUAUAUGGAUACAAAACCCGAUCCUCGCAAGAAAUUCCCUGUGAUUCACCCAAAUGUAGUCUCUACACCGGCCCCACGUCCUUCUGUAGCGGAAGCGCUUGUGGCGCUUUAGCUUACACACCAUGGGGCGACGGGCUUUAUGGGGAUAGUCUUUACGAGGACACAACAAGUUUGUACAAACAAACACUUGAAAAGAUUUAUUUGCGAAAGUUCCCUUUUACUUGCGCCGAUAAAGGCCCCCUGAAGGGCUUAUCUCCUCACACUAAAGGGGUAGUAUCCCUUGCAAGAGUUCCCCUUUCCUUACACUCCCAAAUCUCCUCUACCUUAAAAGUACCUCGUAAAUUUUCCCUUUGUCUUCCUAGUACCUCUUCAUUUGGUUAUAAUGGGGCUAUGUACUUUGGUAGUAGCCCGGAUUAUAUAUCCAAAUCUCUAAUCAAAACCCCACUUAUAAUUAAUCCAAAUAGUACUUCACCUAUUUCAAGUAGGGGAGAAAGUUCGAUCGAACAUUUCAUAAAGGUAAAAUCGAUCAAAGUUGAUGGGACAUCAGCACGGUUUAGUACCUCGCUGUUGUCCUUCGAUAAGAAUGGAAUUGGAGGUACUAAAAUUAGUACUUUCGACUCUUAUACCGUGUUACAAACUGACAUUUAUAAGGCUCUCAUUAAUGUUUUUGUUACUAAGGCGAAUAGAAUGAAAAUGACUAGAGUUGCUUCAGUUGCGCCUUUUGGAGCUUGCUUCAGUAAUGUAAUUGAUUCUAAAUUAGGUCCAAUAGUGCCGAUUAUUGAUUUUAUAUUGGAUGGUAAAAGUCCGUUGUUACAUAAUAAGAAUGCUAGAUGGAGGAUUUAUGGGGCCAACUCAAUGGUUAAGGUUUCUAAGAGUGUUUGGUGUUUAGGGUUUGUAGAUGGUGGGUCCGAACCAACAACAUCAAUAGUAAUAGGUGGUAAGCAAAUGGAAGAUAAUUUGGUUGAGUUUGAUCUUGAGUCUUCUAUGCUUGGAGUUACGUCUUCGCUUCUUCGUAAGCGUACAAGUUGCUCUACCUUCAAAGGAAUCUGAUUUUAAUUUUCGAGGUCAUGUGAUUGAAUAUAAAAAUUAAGUAUUAUGAUAAUAUGACCGAAUGAAAUUUUAGUUUGUCAAAUUUUAAUAUUAUAAUGAGGAUUAAUCUUAGAUCUUGAUAAUCGUGUGGUUUUUAUUAUAUUAUGCAACUUUGAAUUUCAUUGUGUUUGCAAUUGAUUGCCACAACUUAUUGAUUUAU